Molecule: messenger RNA, 550 nt
Organism: Orcinus orca (killer whale)
Lineage: Eukaryota; Metazoa; Chordata; Mammalia; Artiodactyla; Delphinidae
Product: 60S ribosomal protein L23-like
Exons: 1
Coding region: 132-482 (116 amino acids)
Biological process (GO): translation
Cellular component (GO): cytosolic large ribosomal subunit; ribosome
Molecular function (GO): structural constituent of ribosome; large ribosomal subunit rRNA binding
Source: RefSeq, a predicted model, not a curated record
AGUUGAGAUCUCAGUGUCCUUUAUACCUACUUCCUUUUUGUCCCUUUCCAGCGUUCAAGAUGUCGAAGUGAGGACGUGGUGGGUCCUCUGGUGCGAAAUUCUGGAUUUCCUUGGGUCUUCCAGUUGGAGCCAUGACCAACUGUGCUGACAACACAGGAGCCAAAAAUCUGUAUAUCAUCUCUGUGAAGGGGAUCAAGGGACGACUGAAUAGACUUCCUGCUGUUGGUGUGGGUAACGUGGUGAUGGCCACAGUCAAGAAAGGCAAACCAGAGCUCAGAAAGAAGGUACAUCCAGCAGUGGUAAUUCGACAACGAAAGUCAUACCAGAGAAUAGAUGGUGUGUUUCUUUAUUUUGAAGAUAACGCAGGGGUCAUAGUAAACAAUAAAGGCGAGAUGAAAGGUUCUGUCAUCACAGGACCAGUUGCAAAGGAAUGUGCAGACUUGUGGCCCAGGAUUGCGUCCAAUGCUGACAGCAUUGCAUGACUCUUCGGUGUAUUUGUAAAAGAAAAAAAUGAUAAUAAAAAUUAUUUUCUCCAAAAAAAAAAAAAAAA